This is a messenger RNA of Brettanomyces nanus, 1314 nucleotides long. RefSeq lists its product as uncharacterized. Gene Ontology annotation, biological process: ribosomal small subunit export from nucleus; ribosomal small subunit biogenesis. Bases 1 to 1314 code for a protein of 437 amino acids. NCBI's taxonomy places the organism in Eukaryota, Fungi, Ascomycota, Pichiomycetes, Pichiales, Pichiaceae. The transcript has a single exon. Gene Ontology annotation, cellular component: preribosome, small subunit precursor; nucleus; cytosol. The record is from RefSeq and is a predicted model, not a curated record.
AUGCCAACAAAAAAGUGGAUUGAUAAGAAGAAGGCACUGAACUUUGCAUUAGUUCAUAGAUCUCAUGAGGAUGCCCAUUAUUACGAUGAAGAUGCCAGUAGUGGAGUGUUCAUGCCGAUAUCGAAGGAUAAUAAGAAAAAGCAUCAAGUUGAAAAUCAUGAGAAGAAUCAGAAACAGUUGCGUGUGGAAACAAAGGAUGAUUUAGCUGAAGAACUUGGUGUUGAGGGUAAAAUACGUUCGAAUGAAGGUGAAGCUGCACUAUAUGGCAUUACAUAUGAUGAUUCGGAGUACGACUAUAUGCAGCAUUUGAAGCCUAUAGGUGGAACUGGAGAUGGAGUUUAUAUACCGAAGAAGCAAGAACAGGAAAGCAAUAAAAAGCCAUUUGAGCUUAAGGAGAUACUUCCGGAAGGCAUGUUACCAUCAGAGCAAGAAAAGUAUGAUUAUCAAAGGCAGCAAGAUGUUCCAGAUGAGAUAAGUGGAUUUAAGCCAGAUUUGAAUCCUGAUGUGAGAGAAGCUCUUGAAGCGUUAGAUGAUGAUGCUUAUUUGGAUGAUUCAAAGGAUGUUGAUGAUGUCGAUGUUUUCGCUACACUUCUGAGUGAUAAGCGUCAGAAAGAUUUGACGUUAAGAGAAUAUGAUGUAUUAACCCAAGAGGAAGCAAAAUCCAAAGAUCAAUGGGAUUUAGACCAGUAUGAUGAUGAAUAUGAAAAUAAUGGUGAGACAAAGGAAGUAGGAGAUUUUAGCUGGGAAAAGGAUUUCAAGAACUUCAAAAGUGCUCAAACGAAAGGAAAGAUAAGGAAUGAUUGGGAUACAGAUGAUGAGUUUGAGUCGGAGGAGGAAGAAGAGGAAGAGGAAGAGCGGGAUACCGUAGGAGAGAUGCCUAAGAUUGGAGGUAUUUCUAGCGGUAAAAAAGCCAAGUCUAAAAAAGCCAAGAGAAAGAAAGGAGCUACUACAGAUACAUCAUCAUAUUCUAUGUCAUCGUCAGCGUUAUGUCGGACAGAACAAUUAAGUAUCAUUGAUGAUAGGUUCGAUGUUAUGAAGCAGAAAUACGAUAAAAAUGAUGGAGAAGAUGAGGAAGAAGAAGGAGAAAAAGCACAACCAUUUGAUUUUAAGAAUGAACGAUCUGAUUUUGCGUCUAUGAUAGAUGACUUCCUUGAUAACUACGAACAGAAGGGUAAGAGAAUUAUUAAGAAAGAUGCAGAAGCAGAGAAAAUUAAGAAGGCUGCUGAUACUGUUUCUAAGAGUAAGUUAGCUGAAAGGAGAAGAAAAGAGAAGAAAGCUUUGACUAAGGGUAUAAGGGAUUUGAACUUAAACUAG